GUGGAAUCUUGUUUCGUCUCCUUUCUUCUUCGUUGACACAAUUAGGGUUCACUUCAAUUCUCUUCUUUGGAUCGUAUUACUUGGGGAAAUUUAAAGAUCUGGCUCUGGGCUCUUCUGGGUUAGCUAGGAUCCAAAUUCUCAGGUGAAAGACCUGAACUUUUGCUCCAUCUUAAUCGCUUUUUUUUUCUUCUCUGGCUGGUCUGGUAAUAUAUACAGAGAAUUGAUAGUGUAAGAAUUGUAAUUCUGCUUUAGUGUUUUGAUCGAGUUUCUGAGCUUAGUAUCGUGGGUUUUUGGGUUCAGGGGAGGAUAAAGUAGCUUAAGAACUGAGGAUCUACUUACUUAAGCUAGGCACUUUCAGCUGAAUUUUGAUUCGUUUCUGGACUCAUUAGUUGGGUAAUGAUUAGUUUUAGUUUCUCUUUGGUGAAUAUUUUGUUUGAUUAGGUAAUUACUAGACAGUAGUUUCUCAUUGGGUUUUGGUUGAUUUAGGAUAAUUCUUGGGUCAUAUUUGGUGUUGGGUCUGUUGGUUGGUUUUUUAGAUUGGUAGUGAGGUUUUUACUAUAGGUAUUGGAUUUUUGUGGAGAUGGAUAGGCCUAGACAAAAUGAUCAUUUGGGUGUGAAUAGGAUUGGGAAAAAUAUCAGAAAGAGUCCUCUUCAUCAAUCGACUUUCGCUGCCAGUACUAGCAACGGUGCCGCUCCAAGGCUUCAAACACAGCCUCAGGUUUAUAACAUAAGCAAGAACGACUUUAGAAGUAUUGUUCAGCAGCUAACGGGUUCUCCAUCACGUGAAAGCCUUCCUCGGCCUCCUCAGAACAACUCGCUAAGGCCUCAGAAUACACGGUUGCAGCGGAUCAGACCAUCCCCCUUAACGCAGUUAAACCGGCCUGCGGUUCCUCUCCCUUCCAUGGCUCCGCCACAGUCUCAUCCUCAGUUUGCUAGACAGCCUCCACACCAGCCACCUUUCCCACAAACCACACAACAACCAAUGAUGGGUCACAGGGACCAGUUUUGGUCUAAUACAGCUGAGUCUCCCGUCUCAGAGUAUAUGCGUUAUCUUCAAAGUUCACUUGGAGAUUCAGGACCCAAUGCUAACCAAAUGCAGCCAGGUCAUGAGCAGCGGCCUUAUAUCCCAGGUCAUGAGCAACGGCCAUAUGUGCCAGGUAAUGAGCAGCAGCCAUAUAUGCCAGGUAAUGAGCAGCGGCCAUAUAUCCCAGGUCAUGAGCAGCGGUCAUAUAUGCCAGCUCAAUCUCAGUCUCAGUCUCAACCUCAACCUCAACCUCAACCUCAGCAACAUAUGAUGCCUGGACCGCAACCUCGAAUGAACAUGCAGGGCCCUCUUCAACCUAACCAGUAUCUACCACCACCCGGGUUAGUUCCUAGCCCAGUGCCUCAUAAUCUUCCUUCUCCUCGGUUCAAUGCUCCUGUACCUGUGACGCCUACUCAGCCCUCUCCCAUGUUCAGUCAGAUGUAUGGUGGAUUUCCUUCUCCUCGAUAUAACGGUUUUGGACCACUGCAGUCACCUACAUCCCAAUUUCUUCAACCAUCUCCUACCGGUUACCCGAAUAUGUUCUCUCCGAGAUCGCCUUACCCAUUGCUGUCACCAGGAGUUCAGUAUCCUCAACCACUUACCCCAAACUUCUCAUUUUCACAAAUUGCUCAACAAGGAAGUCUUGGACCCGGUGCAGGUCCAAGUCAAGGUCCUCCUCAGCCUCCUCCUUCUCCAGGGCUCAUGUUCCCGUUAUCUCCAUCCGGGUUCUUCCCCAUGCCAAGUCCAAGAUGGAAUGAUUACUAGGUGCUCUUUUUCUCUCCAUCAGAUUCAUUAAAUUAAGUAAAUCGGAUUAUGUUUAUUCAGGUUUCCUUAGGUUAGUCUGUACCUUUGAAAGAAGCUUAAAACUUCAGAGCCUACAGUGGAAUAGACGCAGCAGAAUAGAUGCGUAAAACACUAAAGGAGCUUUUAGAAGAAAGAAAGAUUUAUAGGGGUUUUUUCUCUGUGGGAUUUUAAUAGGUCAAAAGUUGGGAAUCUUGGGAUGAUGAUGAUUACCUUUGUUUUUGUUUAUCACAAACUUAGUUUUAUCUUUGCUUACAUUGUACACAUACUACAGACGAACUCAGUUCAAUUUAUAUGAUUUUUUGGGUGUUUUUAAAGCAAAUGUCUCUCUACUUUUACUAAGAACAAAA
Messenger RNA from Arabidopsis thaliana (thale cress), 2175 nucleotides. It is a transcript of the gene IKU1, whose product is annotated as VQ motif-containing protein. Gene Ontology annotation, cellular component: nucleus. Lineage: Eukaryota; Viridiplantae; Streptophyta; Magnoliopsida; Brassicales; Brassicaceae. The transcript has a single exon. Bases 581 to 1789 code for a protein of 402 amino acids. The record is from RefSeq and is marked reviewed.